UUACUCUUAAGCUCAGUAUUCAUUUACUGACUUCAUACUUCAAGGAAUAUAGAAGUUGCUAUUAACACAACAGUUGACUGCUAGUCCUGUUUAGUUUUAUUUUGUGAAAAUGUCGAACUUUCAACUUCUUACUGUCCUUCCUAAACCUUCUUAUGAACAUGUCUUUAACAAGGAACGCAAUGAAUUCGUGACUACAACCGCUACCAACCAAGUCGAAGUUUAUAAACAACAUGGCGCCGAUUGGAUUCUGAAUAAAAGGUUCAGCGAUCAUGAUAAGAUUGUUACAUGCGUUGACUGGUCUCCGGUAACUAACCGUAUUGUGACAUGCUCACAAGAUCGCAAUGCGUAUGUGUAUGAAAAACGACCGGAUGGAAGCUGGAAGCAGACUUUAGUUCUUCUUCGAUUGACACGUGCUGCUACAUUCGUCCGCUGGUCACCCAAGGGUGACAAAUUUGCCGUAGGCAGCGGUGCCCGUGUUGUUUCUGUGUGCUACUUUGAAGAAGAAAAUGACUGGUGGGUCAGUAAGCAUUUAAAACGCCCAUUAAGAAGUACCAUUUUGUCUUUGGAUUGGCAUCCUAACAAUGUCUUGCUUGCUGCCGGUUGUGCCGAUCGAAAGACAUAUGUUUUGUCUGCAUACAUUCGUGAUGUGGACGAAAAGCCUGAGGCUAGUGUUUGGGGAUCUCGCCUUCCCUUUAACACCGUCUGUGCCGAAUAUCCUUCGAAUGGGUGGAUCCAUUCUGUUCAAUUUUCCCCAUCAGGAAAUGCUUUAGCGUACACCAGUCACGAUUCUUCCCUUAGUAUCGUAUAUCCAAGUGCUCCUGAGCAACCUCCUCGUGCUUUUGCUACUCUCAAAAUACCUCAGCUUCCCCUUCAUUCUCUUUUGUGGGUGAAUGAAACCACCAUUGUCGCUGCCGGAUACAAUUACGCGCCUUUGCUAUUCCAAGGAAACGAAUCUGGUUGGUCUUUUAUUGGUGACUUGGAUCCUGGUGCUUCCAAGACUACGGCUACUCAAACUGGAAAGGCUUCUGAAAAAGAUGAAGAAGAAUCUGGUCCCGUUUCUUUCUCUGCUUUGCGUUCUACCUUCCGUAAUAUGGACUUGAAGGGUUCUAGCGAAUCCGUCUCUUCUUUGCCUACUGUACACCAAAACAUGAUUUCUUCUCUUCGUCCCUUUGUCGGUGUACCAGGAAGCAUGAAGUCCUUCACUUCUAGCGGCACAGAUGGUUGCAUUGUUUUGUGGAACCUCUAAUUCUUUCAGUUAUGAUUCAUGAUCUUUUUGCGACUCACGUUCUUUUUGCAAUAUCAUACUGAUGUUCAUGUACUUACUAUUUUCGAAAUUUAAGUCGAUACUACAAUCUUAUGAAUAAAGCUUCUCAGUUACUUUGAAAUUGUAUAUACGUUUGUUUAGCUAUCUUUCUCAUCGUAUUAUUUCUUAAUUUUCGAAGCAAUGUUUUUGAACAAUUUAUUUUUCG
Schizosaccharomyces octosporus yFS286 is the source of this 1469-nucleotide messenger RNA. RefSeq names its product ARP2/3 actin-organizing complex subunit Sop2. The record is from RefSeq and is a predicted model, not a curated record. Gene Ontology annotation, molecular function: actin filament binding. Bases 110 to 1246 code for a protein of 378 amino acids. Gene Ontology annotation, biological process: Arp2/3 complex-mediated actin nucleation. The transcript has 2 exons. Gene Ontology annotation, cellular component: Arp2/3 protein complex; actin cytoskeleton. Lineage: Eukaryota; Fungi; Ascomycota; Schizosaccharomycetes; Schizosaccharomycetales; Schizosaccharomycetaceae.